UUGUAUAGCAGUAUAGGGCAUUGCUGAGCCGCGGCGUUCCAAUACGAGGCUUUUCUUCCCGGACCCCUCUUCUUCCUUUUGCUUUCGAGCUUUAGCAGUAGUACCAAUAUAAAACCGCGGGCCGAUGCGCGCGGCUCUGCAGGGGAGCAGCAUGCCGGGAGAGAAAGGGAUGGCUUCGGAGUCCGCGCCCUUCUGCCUCUCGGGGACCGGAGGCGGCAAGGGGGCCGCCGCGGCGAGGGCCGCGCUCGCGGGGCGCUUCCACGACGCGCUCGUCUUCGCGGCCGGCGCCGCCGCGGCGGUGCUCGUGCUCCUCUGCACCGCGUCCUUCCUCUCGCCCUCCCCCGUCCCCAGCAUCGUCUCCUUCCCCGCCUUCCCCUCGGUCCCGUCCUCCUCCCCCCUCGCCGGCGCCGGCGGCGACGACGACGACGGCGUCCUGGCGGCGGACCGGCGGCGCACGUUCUACGACGACCCGGAGCUCUCCUACGCCGUGGGCGGCGGGCGGCGCCUCACCGGCUGGGACGCGAAGCGCGCGGAGUGGCUGCGCAUCCACGGCCUCAACAAUGGCGGCGGCCAGGAGCGCGUGGUGAUGCUGUCGGGCUCGCAGUCCCACCCCUGCAAGGGCGCCGGCGGCGACCACGCGCUGCUCCGCUUCCUUAAGAACAAGGUCGACUACUGCCGCCUCCACGGCAUCCAGCUCCUCUACAACACGGCGCUGCUCCACCCGGAGAUGCUGGCCUACUGGGCCAAGAUCCCCGUGGUGCGGGCCACAAUGCUGGCCCACCCGGAGGCCGAGUGGGUCUGGUGGGUCGACGCCGACGCCGUCUUCACCGACAUGGACUUCUCCCUCCCGCUCCCCAAAUACAAGAACCACAACCUCGUCUUCUACGGCUGGGACCGCGAAGUCUACGGCGAGAAGUCCUGGGUCGGGCUCAACGCCGGCGUCUUCCUCAUCCGCAACUGCCAGUGGUCGCUGGACUUCAUGGACGCCUGGGCCGCCAUGAGCCCGACUUCCCCGGAUUACGACGAAUGGGGGAAAAUCCUCAUGGACAAUCUCAAGUGGAAAUCCUCCAACGACUCCGACGACCAGUCGGCGCUCGUGUACCUGCUGAUGAAGAACCGGAGGAAAUGGGGCCGCAAGACGUACCUCGACCACGACUACUUCUUCCAGGGCUACUGGGCGGAGAUCGUGGACCGGCUCGACGGCGUCGCGGUGAGGUACCUGGCGGCGGAGCGGCGCGCCGCCAGGCCCGGGACGUCCGCGCUCCUGCGGCGGAGGCACGCGGAGGCGGAGCACGCGCUGUACGCGGCGGCGAGGAACGCCGUGGUGGGCCGGGCCGUCCCUGGGCCGGCCGGCGGCGGGCAGACGGGCUGGCGCCGGCCCUUCAUCACGCACUUCGCCGGGUGCCAGCCCUGCGGCGGCACGCCCAACGUCAUCUUCCCCAACGGGAGCUGCGCCGAAGGGGUCCGCCGCGCGCUCAACUUCGCCGACGACCAGGUGCUCCGCGCCUACGGGUUCCGGCACGCGGGGCCGCUCAGCGACGUCGUCCAGCCGCUGCCGUUCGGAUACCCGCGCUCUCCGGCGCGCGCCUAGAUAGCUAGUACCUGUGCUCCAACGGCGUGAAACCAUUAUUCAGUGGUAGUAGAUCCAAAGAUCGAUCGAUGUUGCUCCAAUUUCACUUUCUUUGGACGUGGUAAUAGUACUAAUACAUACUUGAACCUUUGUUCGCAUCAUUUCACGAUUUCGGCUUGAUGACGGAUUUCGUCCUGCUGUU
Molecule: messenger RNA, 1772 nt
Organism: Brachypodium distachyon (stiff brome)
Lineage: Eukaryota; Viridiplantae; Streptophyta; Magnoliopsida; Poales; Poaceae
Product: probable glycosyltransferase 6
Exons: 1
Coding region: 125-1591 (488 amino acids)
Cellular component (GO): membrane; endosome; trans-Golgi network
Molecular function (GO): galactosyltransferase activity
Source: RefSeq, a predicted model, not a curated record